UUGAGCCCUAGGUUAAAAAGCGAUUAGCGACCCUAUUCACCCCCUCCCCCUCUAGGGUCGGACACCCCCGGUGAUCCUUACACACCUGCAACCCCUGAAGUUCAAAUUACUGGAUUCAAGAAUUUCAAUGCUUCCUGCAGCACAAUGGCCAAAGAAGUUGACGAUAUCUACAAUGCUUCUUGCAACAAAGUUACCAAAGAGGUUGAUGAUAUAAACAAUGAUCCAGGGAUCUCAUGUUUCAAAAAAUGUGAAAUGAUUGGAUUCAAUCUUGGUAGUUCUUCAGCAGGAAAGCAGCCAAGGCGCCCCCGACGUAUAAUACAACCCAAUUCUUAUUACAGAAACUUUCAAACCAAUAAGUGCAAUACAAGAUUCAUUGUUUCACCUCAAGACUUACUAGCCUAUGAAUGCAUCCUUUUUUACGGGCCUCACCGAGAGUAUGCAAGCACUGAAGUAAUCAAUUAUGACAAUGUUCGUGUUAGUUAUCAGCAGCUAGCAACAUUGAGGCAUUCUGAAAAAGUAUAUGUUGAUAAGUUUGUCAUCAAUGUGUUUUGCCGGAAGAUGUUCAAGGAUAAGCACCCUAAAGAUUCUCGCCGUCAUUUCUUCUUCUCCACAGUUGGUGAUUAUCUUAUGAACCAUGAAUGGAACCAGACUUUCUUACAUGACACUUGUCGGAGAUGCUUCACACUUGCAAAUGGAUGUUUCAAGUUCAUAGCAUCAGAUUACGUAAGCAGCACAUCUCUUUUCUUCCCAAUUCUACAUGACGACCACUGGUUCUUGUUCAUUGUCGCUCUACAUGAUGGUUACUUUAUCUUCCUCGACUCAUUCUUCCGUGAAGAUGAACUGUACCAACAGAAUGUUAGAAGCACUAUUAUACCAAAUUUUGUGAGAGCCUGGGAUGAAUUCAUUGGUGUAGAUUGGAAUUUUCAUGAGUUUGUCAUCCACUACGCACAUGUUCCGAAGUAUGAUAUGAAGUUUUUUUCAAAGUAUGAUGAUGGAGUUUUUGUGAUGAAGUUUCUGGAGUUGUGGGACCCACGCAUCGACAUGUUACAAAAAUUUUCAUCAAGUAAUAUCCCAGAUAUCAGGGUGCAAUACAUGAAUAGUAUGGUAUUUAGCCACCACAACUGCAAUAGUCAUGCGAAGGAUAUGGUCAGCAAUCAUAAAGCAAUGCUGGAGCUGAAGCGAAGACCUGGAUUCCAACCAUCUAGUUCUUUGCAGUUCUAAGAAUGCGGAUGAUGUUUUGGGGUACAAUGUGUGUGUGUGGGGGGGGGGGGCUGGUGGAUUAGUGUAGUGGUGCUUGGCCUGCUGGCUGUCAAGACUAGUGUACCCAACCAUUGAAUUUGUUUUCUAAAUGCAGAACUGUUUUGUUAUGUUCGAAUGUAUAACUUUUUCCUUUCUCCUUUUGCUACUGAUUUUUUUUUUCAUUUCACAUGUCUUUGGUACUGAAUAUUGUGGUAUGGAUCUUAAUCUCAUUAUCU
Messenger RNA from Panicum virgatum (switchgrass), 1475 nucleotides. RefSeq lists its product as uncharacterized. The transcript is spliced from 6 exons. The record is from RefSeq and is a predicted model, not a curated record. Gene Ontology annotation, molecular function: cysteine-type peptidase activity. Gene Ontology annotation, biological process: proteolysis. Lineage: Eukaryota; Viridiplantae; Streptophyta; Magnoliopsida; Poales; Poaceae. The coding region runs from base 145 to 1221 and encodes 358 amino acids.